AACAAAGUCACAUGACAGGCUCUCUCAAUCUCAUGUGAUCACAAUCACAGUAUUAUUAUUGGAAAGCCCCUGCCUUGGAGUUUCCUUCCCAGUUCCCAAUCAGUCAGUCAGUGCCCCCCGACGUUCUGAGUUAGUACUUGGCUUGGCCAAUCCGUUGUCCAUAAGAUUGAUCUUUGACUUCAGUCGAAUUUUGAAUCACAACGUUUUCAUUCUGUUAUCGUAGUACCGAUGAAGCUUUGACCAAAAAGUAAGCCAGAGAUACGGAAAAAAACAUCCUUGGAAACGAAAACUGAUUGAAAUGAAGGCUGUGACGCUUCUGUUGUGCACCUUGCUGCCAUUUUUCUCAAGUGUGCUGUGCCAAGAAGAACUACACUGGGUUUUGCUGGUGGCGGGAUCCAACGGCUACUAUAAUUAUCGACAUCAGGCUGACAUCUGCCAUGCUUACCACGUGGUGCGCAGCCAUGGAAUACCCGAUGAGAGGAUUGUUGUCAUGAUGUACGACGAUAUCGCCAACAAUGAAGAGAAUCCAGUACCUGGGAACAUCAUCAACCGUCCUGAAGGCCCUAAUGUCUACCAAGGCGUGCCCAAAGACUACACAGGCAAAGAAGUAACCCCGGACAUAUUCCUCAAGGUCUUGACCGGUGACUCUGAAGGUGUGAAAGCUGUUCUUGGAAGAGAUGGGAAGGUUAUCAAAAGUGGGCCAAAUGAUCGUGUGUUUGUGAACUUUGCUGACCAUGGAGCCCCAGGCUUUCUAGCUUUUCCAACUGAUAUGCUGAAAGCGCAGGAUCUCCACAAGGCCAUUAAGAGCAUGCACAAAAACAAACAGUACAAACAGAUGGUCUUUUACGUGGAGGCUUGUGAGUCUGGGUCCAUGUUUGAUAACCUCCUGGAAAGUGAUAUCAAUGUGUUUGCUACGACCGCAGCUAAUCCUGAUGAGUCUUCCUAUGCUUGUUACUAUGAUGAUAAAAGACAGACUUACCUUGGAGAUGUUUACAGUGUCAUGUGGAUGGAAGAUUCCGACAAGGAAAAUCUCAAAAGUGAAACUCUUCAGAGCCAGUUCAAGAUUGUGAAAUCAGAAACCAACACCAGUCAUGUCAUGGAGUAUGGGGAUCUGAGUCUUGGCAAACUGAAGGUUGCUGAUUUCCAGGGCAACUACACCAAGAGCUCUCUCCUGUUCACUCCUGACCGUAAGAUGCACCCAACAGCUGAUGCUGUUCCCUCAGAGGAUGUGGCCCUAGAGAUACUGAAGAGAAAAGUGGCCACAGCAUCAGGAGAUGCAGGAAUCCGUCACCGUGCUGCUCUGCAUGGCCUGCUCAAGAAAAAAGAGCAGACUCAAGAGUUCUUCAAAAACGUGGUGGGCCUGGUCACCGAGUCCCAUCUGUACAGCUAUCUGAUCGCUGCUCCUCUCAAGUUCUCAGACUUCAGCUGCUACACAGAGAGCAUCAGGUUGAUCCGUGAGAUGUGCCCCGGGAUGAAUCUGGUACAGAACGAUUACGGCCUGCGUCAGUUGCGCGUGCUGGCCAAUCUGUGUGAGAGUCAGGUCCAGUCAGAGACGAUCUGGGCAGCCAUCGGCAAAGUUUCCUACGAGAGCAACUUCUGCUAUGCCUAGACAGCUCUGUGGACUACAACUUCAACCAAAGGAAGAGGUGUCUGCCAGUCGUCUUUUACUUCAAUGCCAUAUCUCAUUUACACAGUUCUUUUUUAUAUGGGAAAAAACAAAUAUUUAAAUCUCUCUUUAGUUUUAAUGUUGUUAUUUUGGAAAGAUGUUAUUGAAAGAUAGGUAGGUAUGUAAAUGUAGCAAAGAACGGAAAAGUUUUAUAACCCUGUAUACAGUAUUUCCUUUUUGCUCCAAGUAUCAGGCCCACAAUUGUACGUAUAUUUUUAUUCCCUAUAAGAUUCAAACAGCUUUUAUACUAUGUGCUCCACCAAAUGGCUUGAGUGUCUUGCACUCACAGCAUAUUAUGUUUAUGUAUUAAUUUUUGUCUUUUAUGUUUAAAAUCUCAUAUACUACUUUAUCUCUUGUUUGCUCAAGGUCACAAGAAUUCUCUUAUCCAUAGAAUAAGAAUACUUUUUUUGUGGAGAGUGUUAUCGCUUCUUGUAAAAUACAAUCUCUCAAUUUUUACCGUAACAAACAUGUAUACAGUAUGGAAAAGGCUGCUGGUUGUUUCAGGCUUACCAACCUUCCUGAAUUUUUCAGGAAAUUCCAGAAUUGCCAUCAUCGCGCAAUGUCUCCCCCCUCCAAAAAAAAAAUUAUUAUUUUUUCUUAGAAAA
Messenger RNA from Aplysia californica (California sea hare), 2271 nucleotides. Its product is annotated as legumain. Gene Ontology annotation, biological process: vacuolar protein processing. The coding region runs from base 299 to 1609 and encodes 436 amino acids. The transcript has 13 exons. The record is from RefSeq and is a predicted model, not a curated record. Lineage: Eukaryota; Metazoa; Mollusca; Gastropoda; Aplysiida; Aplysiidae. Gene Ontology annotation, molecular function: cysteine-type endopeptidase activity.